This is a messenger RNA of Dunckerocampus dactyliophorus (ringed pipefish), 1414 nucleotides long. It is a transcript of the gene ldb3b, whose product is annotated as LIM domain binding 3b. NCBI's taxonomy places the organism in Eukaryota, Metazoa, Chordata, Actinopteri, Syngnathiformes, Syngnathidae. Gene Ontology annotation, molecular function: actin binding; muscle alpha-actinin binding. Gene Ontology annotation, biological process: heart development; actin cytoskeleton organization; muscle structure development. The record is from RefSeq and is a predicted model, not a curated record. Gene Ontology annotation, cellular component: filamentous actin; Z disc; stress fiber. The transcript is spliced from 9 exons. The coding region runs from base 104 to 976 and encodes 290 amino acids.
GUGACGCCUCAGGGCCUGACGGAGGAGCAAGGUGCAAGGGGGGGCGGGAUACACGAGCGCAACAGAAGGAUACCAGGGCGAGCACGGUCCGCACAGGCCCAACAUGAGCACAUACACUGUGAUGCUGAACGGCCCAGCGCCAUGGGGCUUCAGGCUCCAGGGGGGGAAGGACUUCAACAUGCCGCUCACUAUCUCCAGGAUAACCCCCGGCAGCAAGGCCUCGGGCGGCAGCCUGUCCCAGGGAGACAUCAUCUCAGCCAUCGACGGCGCCAGCACUGACGGCAUGACUCACUUGGAGGCACAAAACAAGAUCAAGGCCGCCACCGCCAGACUCUCGCUCACCAUGCAGAAAUCGAGGCGCCCCGCACCAGUUCCCACAGCCACCCCGAGGAUGGAUUCUCCCAUGCCUGUCAUCCCCCACCAGAAGGUCAUCGCCAACACAGCUGCCAACUUGGAGUACACCCCCAGCUUCAACCCCAUCGCCCUGAAAGACUCUGCCCUGUCCACCCACAAGCCCAUCGAGGUGCGGGGUCCCGGCGGGAAGGCCACCAUCGUCCACGCCCAGUACAACACGCCUAUUAGCAUGUACUCGCAGGACGCCAUCAUGGACGCCAUCGCCGGCCAGUCACAGGCCAAGGGACACGACGGUGAGGAGGCGGGCUCCCCCUUGGCUGGCGUUUUGCCCAUCAAGGACCCCGUUGUGGACUGCGCAUCACCCGUGUACCAGGCAGUGAUCAGGCCAGGCGACAACACCCAGGACUUGUCCGAGUGGGCCCGCCGCGCCGCCAACUUGCAGUCCAAGAGCUUCCGGAUGCUGGCCCACAUCACUGGAACCGAAUAUAUGCAAGACCCAGAUGAGGAAGCUCUGCAGAGGUCGAGAGAAAAGUUUGAGUCGGAGAUGCGAGGUCCUCGCUUCGCCAAGCUGAAGAACUGGCACCACGGACUGUCUGCACAGAUCCUCAACGUCCAGGAGUAAAAAAAAGGAGAGAGGAAGGAAGGAAGAGAAGGGGACAUGGAGCAAUAUAAAAAACACAGAAAGCAAAUAAACACAUGAGGGCAAAUCAGGAAGAGGAGGAAUGUGUGUCGCUUCUAAAUGCAUAGAAUGUGAGAUUUUAGUGUUAGUGUGAGAAUGCUACUCAUGUGUGUUCAUACCAUGUCUGCUGCUACGUUUGGUUCCUCUGGACUACGCCACAGAGAAAUUCACUGUACGGAAAAUGUUCAGGUAGAAGCCCUUUUAGCCUCAGUAAGAAGUUUAGCUGGGUCAAACACACACACACAGAUGUUUCAACAUGCACAAAUACAGUAUGUAAAAUGUAAAAAUGCACUCAAACUAUACUGAUGUCAAUGUGAAUAAAUGUUUUCCUAAAACCACAUGGCUGACUCAUGCGGCAUCCUGAACAAUCAAAGCAACACU